Nymphalis io (European peacock) is the source of this 1702-nucleotide messenger RNA. RefSeq lists its product as uncharacterized. The transcript is spliced from 9 exons. The record is from RefSeq and is a predicted model, not a curated record. Lineage: Eukaryota; Metazoa; Arthropoda; Insecta; Lepidoptera; Nymphalidae. The coding region runs from base 1066 to 1656 and encodes 196 amino acids. Gene Ontology annotation, molecular function: protein binding.
AGAUGUUAAACAUACUCAAGUAUACAUAUGUAUUUUACCAAAAUCUCAUUUAACUAUGUGAAAAUAUAUUUGAGGGAGAACAUAAUUAAUUAAUGCUUCGAUUCAUUUGGAUUAUAGCGUUUAUUAUUUUGGAACAACUUCCGUUGCCUAUGAUGGUUGCCUUUACUAUUAAAAGGGAUUGUGUAUUUGCACCUGUCAACGAGUUAUUAUCAAGGAGGCAAUUUUUAAAUAUACUACAGACCGACCAACUUUUUAAUGUAGGACCGAAAAAAAGUCCAACUUACGACCCUCAACCGGGCUACGAACCGUACUGGCCGGGUGGCGAGUGGGUUUUUGAGAAAUUUGAUAUCACCACUGAGAAGCCAGAAGGUUCCAUGUGUGGGAAAGUCUGUCCUGAUUUAUAUAAACAUUUUGGAGAAAUUUGCGGAAGAAAUAUCAAGUACAAGCACAAAACAUUCCCGGAUUAUUGCGCUCUUCUUAAUGAGGAUUGUUUUGGAAAAGAAAAAUGGUUAAUCGCGUACAGGGGAAAAUGCCAAGAUGAACUUAAGACGUAUCCACAAACAGUUAACUUAUUGGUGACCAGAGCUGAAGAAUAUUUGAAUAUUUUUUUCAAGAGUAAUCCAACGCGUUUACCGCGUAUAUAUUCAAUAAAAAAAAUGUAGACAGUUGUAAAUAAUAUCUAUAAAAAAAACCUUUAUCAGUUCUUAUAAUAUAAUUCGUGUAAUAACUUUAGUAGAUUUGAAGUUAUAAAAUAUCUGAUUUGUCACGUUUAUCGUAACUGCAUUGAACUUUAUCUAAAUAUAAUUGUUUUAUAUUUAAAUGGAUGGAAACGUAUGGAAAAGUUUUGAAAUAUUCGUAUUAAGUACUAUAUUAAAAAAAUACUAGUUCACAACAAUAUCGGUCAUGUAAUUUCAAAUAUAAAUAUAUACUGACUUUACAAUUAAAAAUGCUUAAAUAUUUUAUGAAGAAAAUUAUUAAAGAAAACUCAAAGCCUAAUCGAGUACGACGAUAAUUUCAAUUUCAAUUAAAUGCUGACGAUGAAAUUACUUAUUACUUUUUGUUGUGAUGUCAAAUCGGUUACAAUAUAUAUUGAUUUUGUUACAGUAUGUGUUCAUCGUACCAGUGUGUUUGGCCGACGGGCGAGUUGAAGUCUCCACUCCAAAAUUGCCACAAAAAAAACAACAUAAAAAAUACAAUCCAAUGUACGGCUAUGAACCCUACUGGGAGGAUGGAGACUGGGUUUUCGCAGUGAAAUUACCCAAAGGUAACGUUUCUACUACAUCUGUACCCCAAGUCUGCGGCGAGGAGUGCUUUUAUUUGUAUACAAGUAUAGGUAAAGUGUGUGGUCGUAAAGCCGACCACGUCUCAGUCGAUGGCUGCGACCCGUGGUCCUACCGUUGCAAUGGUGAAACUGUUGACGAUCAGACCAGUGGCUAUAAAACCUUUGACACUUAUUGCAAAUUUCUGGACGCGCAAUGUCGGUCUUCGUUUAAUAAAAAAUGGAUCUUUGUACACGAAGGACCGUGUGUUGUUCCUCAGAAUCUUCUAUUCAAGCCGUUGCUGCAGAGAAAGGAACCUCUCAAGAGAAUAAAAACAUACUUCACUAAUCUGGUAGAAGCUUUCAAUAAUAGAACGCUUCCAAAUCCACUAGAAUAAAAUGUUCUGUAAUUAAAAAUAAAUAUCAACUUAAAUAAAAAGAAGA